This is a messenger RNA of Ilyonectria robusta, 1068 nucleotides long. Its product is annotated as ribosomal protein S7 domain-containing protein. The record is from RefSeq and is a predicted model, not a curated record. The transcript is spliced from 3 exons. Gene Ontology annotation, molecular function: structural constituent of ribosome; rRNA binding; mRNA binding. Bases 1 to 1068 code for a protein of 355 amino acids. Gene Ontology annotation, cellular component: ribosome. Gene Ontology annotation, biological process: ribosomal small subunit assembly; translation. Lineage: Eukaryota; Fungi; Ascomycota; Sordariomycetes; Hypocreales; Nectriaceae.
AUGUCUCCAAGAUUGAGGAUCUGGGGCGCAUGUAGAGCUCUCGCAAUUCGGUCGAGACCCAUCGCCCCCCGAACCGAGCCGUUUGUCAACUCGCUUCCCCGAACCCGAUGGUACUCGAACGACGGAGACAAGCAACCGCCGAAACCGAUUGACAACUCCAACAACGCCGAGCAGCCCCAAUCGCAAGUGGAAUCGAAGGAGGCCAGUGCCUCCAGUGCGCCUGUUGAGAAUGGAGAGUCUGAGGUGACAUCUUCCACAAACGAGUCCAAUGUCGAAACUCUGGACGAUGCGACCCUCGAGCAACUCUUUUACGGCGGUCGUACAGUGACGAGCCAGGGCGAGGGCGGUUUGACACAGGCCCAGGAGGAAACCCUCUACCGCGAAGGCAUGAUCCCACCUGCCGAGGAGGCGGAGGCUCUUGUGGCAGCGGCAGAAGAAGCCGACCUUGUUGCGGAGGAGGAGGAGGAGGGCGGACUGCAAAACCCCGGGCACAAGUUUGGACUUCCCAGGCGGCCGUGGCCCGAAGGCUUCAACCAGAAGAAGCGAUACCACCCCGUCCUGGAGCAGAUCACGCGACUCCUGAUGCGGGACGGCAAGCUGAGCGUUGCGCAGCGGAACAUGGCUACCGUCAUGAACUUUCUCCGAACCGCGCCCGCGCCGAUCUACAGCCCGAAAUUCCCCCUCCUGCCCGGAACCCCGCCGGCCGCCCACCUCCCCCUCAACCCCAUCCUCUACAUCACCGUCGCCAUUGACUCGGUGGCGCCGCUCCUAAAGAUCCGCAACGUCUCCGGCGCAGGUGGUGGUGGCCGCGCCCUCGAACUGCCGGUGCCCCUCGCUGUCCGACAGCGCCGGCGUAUCGCCUUCCAGUGGAUCCUCGACGUGGUCAACAAGAAGCCCUCAAAGGGCAGUGGACGCAAGCAGUUCCCCACUCGAAUAGCCGAGGAGAUCAUCGCCGUCGUGGAGGGACGGUCGGGCGUGUGGGAGAAACGGAAGCAGAUCCACAAGCUGGGCACGGCGGCCCGAGCCAACGUUGGGUCCAACAAGCUCAAGGUCAAGAAGAAGAUGUAA